AAUGGUUUGUGUAAGUAAAUGCAGAUUUUUAAUCCUAAUUUAAUAUUUGCUGAACCCCAGACAGGUGUGCAGAAUGGUUCAAAGGACAGAAUGGCAUAAUCCUAAUACAUGGAUCUUUGAACUCUAAUGGACAGACAAGGGCAGAAAAGCUUGGAGGGUCCAUUGGGAAGAAAUGAGGACCUGGUACUUUUUGGCAACAAGGGGAUGAAGGGAGUUGAACAGGAAGGAAAAUAAGAGGCUGCUAUAAUUGCAUGAAAAAUAAAAACAAAAAUGGCAGGAAAGAGAGAAAAACAGAGAGUCUGAGAAGGGUUAGGCAGACAAAGGCAGUAAGGCAACAAAAAGAAUCAAUGGAAAGUCAGGAGACUGCAUAUAAGAGAAAGAACAUGAGUAACUAUUGCGGAAGGAGGCAGCUCCUGGAGACAUUCCUCUAUUAACUCACUCCACAAACUUUUUAAACAUCAUCUAUGAGGCAGGCUCAUAUCAUACUGGCACUGGGGAGAGUACCAUGUAGGGAAAUAAUGAUACGAACUUUUCUAUGCAGGGCAAAUGGGACUGACAAGGAUCCAGCAUCAUCAAAUGGGCCACUGGGCUGGGUUAUGUCAUCACAGGAAGAGUUCGUGGUCCAUCUCCUUUUGUGCUCUUCAGAUUUCAUCUGUCCAUUUCAGGACACCUCUUCCUUUCUCACUUUUAUCACUAUCACCAUUUUACCUAGAGACUCAAACUUACUCAGUGAUGAAAAAUACAACUGUGUUGACUGGGUUCAUCCUGCUGGGUCUAACCGAUGUCCCUGAACUCCAGGUGAUGGCCUUCACCUUUCUGUUCCUGGCCUAUUUACUCAGCAUCAUUGGAAAUAUGACGAUCCUCCUUCUCACCUUGCUGGACUCCCACCUUCAAACUCCCAUGUAUUUCUUUCUCCGGAACUUCUCCUUCUUAGAAAUUUCCUUCACAAACAUCUUCAUUCCCAGGGUUCUGAUCAGCAUCACAACAGGGAAUAAGAGCAUCAGCUUUGCUGGCUGCUUCGCUCAGUACUUCUUUGCCAUAUUCCUUGGGUCAACAGAGUUUUAUCUUCUGGCUGCCAUGUCCUAUGACCGCUAUGUGGCCAUAUGCAAACCCCUGCAUUACAUGACCACCAUGAGCAACAGAAUCUGUACCCAACUGGUUCUCUGCUCUUGGCUGGCUGGGUUAAUGGUUACUAUACCCAUGACUCUGAUGAGUCAGCAGGACUUUUGUGCAUCCAACAAACUUAACCAUUAUUUCUGUGACUAUGAGCCCCUUCGGAAACUCUCCUGUUCAGACACAAGCCUCAUAGAGAAAGUUGUCUUUCUUGUGGCAUCAGUGACACUGGGGGUCACUCUGAUGCUAGUGAUUCUCUCCUACACAUUCAUCAUCAGGACUGUUCUGAAGCUCCCCUCUGCCCAGCAAAGGACAAAAGCCUUUUCUACUUGCUCUUCCCACCUGAUUGUCAUCUCUCUCUCUUAUGGAAGCUGCUUCUUCGUUUAUGUGAAGCCCACAGCAAAAGAUUUGGACACAUUCAAUAAGGGGGUAGCUCUACUCACUACUUCAGCUGCACCUUUGUUAAACCCCUUCGUUUACACCUUAAGGAACCGACAGGUAAAACAAGCCUUCAAGGAUGCAGUCAGGAAGCUUGUGAAUCUUUAGAGAAUUUCAUGAUGCAAGGCUUAAUGGAUGAGUUUUUACUAGGUACCAGACUCUCUGCCAGUUACAAGGUAUCCAAUAAAGAGUUAAC
Sus scrofa (pig) is the source of this 1747-nucleotide messenger RNA. RefSeq names its product olfactory receptor 2AP1. The record is from RefSeq and is a predicted model, not a curated record. NCBI's taxonomy places the organism in Eukaryota, Metazoa, Chordata, Mammalia, Artiodactyla, Suidae. Gene Ontology annotation, biological process: G protein-coupled receptor signaling pathway. Gene Ontology annotation, molecular function: olfactory receptor activity; G protein-coupled receptor activity. Gene Ontology annotation, cellular component: membrane.